Messenger RNA from Trichoplusia ni (cabbage looper), 996 nucleotides. RefSeq names its product huntingtin-interacting protein K. The transcript has 3 exons. Bases 126 to 488 code for a protein of 120 amino acids. NCBI's taxonomy places the organism in Eukaryota, Metazoa, Arthropoda, Insecta, Lepidoptera, Noctuidae. The record is from RefSeq and is a predicted model, not a curated record. Gene Ontology annotation, biological process: negative regulation of apoptotic process; protein stabilization.
GAUCUCAUUUUCACUCUUGACAAUAUGACAGUUUUGUUUGUCUGAAUUGGUCCGAAAAAUGCCUGUUUAGUAGACUGGCUUGACUAAUAUAAACUAUUUGCUGAUAUUGUAUAUAAGCUAACACAAUGGCCGACGAAGAAAUUAACGGUGAUACCGACGAUAUUCAACAUGAUAAAGAUAAAACUCAAAAAAAGACUGCAAAACACGACAGCGGGGUAGCAGACUUAGAAAAAGUAACAGAUUAUGCUGAAGAGAAGGAGAUUUCUUCUCAGGACAUAUCUGGGGCUCUGUCAUUAAUUGGUGAUAGAAGAAACAAAGAAGCUGCUGAACGUCUUGAAAAGGAGAAAGAACUCCAAAAGGUUUCUGUUAAAAAGGAUGACAUAGAGUUAAUAGUAAAGGAGAUGGAGAUUUCAAGAACGUUAGCCGAGAGGACGUUAAGAGAACACCGAGGCGACGUGGUGGCCGCGCUGACAACACUCACGAACUAGUGUGAUUAUAUAACAACAAUAUAUAUAAGCAAUGUUCACAAAAAAACUGUGUUAACAUUAUUUGAAUAGAUUUUUCUAUCCAAAGAUACGUAGCGUAUGUUUUUAUAAAGUCUAGACUAUGGGCCGGCUCAAAGCCAAACAGCGCUAAAAAUUCUUUAUGACAUUCGAAAACAGUCUUUCAAACUUUCUUUAUAAAUUGUAUAAUUGUUUUAAAUAAGAAUUGCAACGAGAACGCGCUUUUUAGUUUUAAUAAUUGAGUUAAAUGUUUAUUAACUUUAUGAGGAUUGCUUUAGAGUCUGUUUUCGAGUGUUGUAUAGAACCGCGCUGCGCUUUGUCGUCUUUGCGUUGGCCCUAUGAAACAUUUUUUUAACAGUGUACACAUGAGGCUUUGGUGACCGGGUUUUAAGGAAUAGUAAUAUCACUAUUGUGGUUAUUACUGCGAUCUGAUUGGUCCAUGUGCUGGUAACAAUUUGAAUUUGAAAUUGGAAAUACAUGCUAUUUUAGAAAA